CUCCGUUUCCCAGAAUUCUUCCCCAGGUCUCUGCGUGACGUCAUAACAACGCGACGCCACCCGUUGAUUCACGUUCGGAUAGCGUUAGUGUGGCGUUUGAUUGAGACCAGACAGAUCAGAACGGACGUAAACAGAGAUGGCAGACAAUCAGGAAAUGUCUCCUCUGGAGAAGAAGGUGGCAGAACAGAUCGAGUACUAUUUUGGUGACCACAAUCUCCCUCGAGACAAGUUUCUGAAGGAGCAGCUGCAGUUAGAUGAUGGCUGGGUGACUCUGGAGACCAUGCUGAAAUUUAAUAGACUAAAGACUCUCACGUCAGACGCAGCUGUUAUUGUCGAGUCGCUGCAAAAAUCUAAAACGGGUCUUCUGGAGGUCAGCGAGGACAAAACCAAAAUAAGACGAAAUCCGAACAAACCUCUUCCAGAGAACAAUGAGGAAUACAGGGAUGCGGUCAAACACAAAUCCAUCUACAUGAAAGGUUUUCCUCUUGAAACCACGCUGGAUGAGAUCAAAGAGUGGUUUGCAGAUAAAGGCACAGUCGAGAACGUCUACAUGAGGAAAGGACCCCAAAAGACUUUCAAAGGAUCGAUUUUUGCCGUUUUAGAGUCGGAAGAAGCUGCCAAGGCUUUUGUGGAGCGCGCUGAUGUCAAGGAGUACAAAGGGAACGAGAUGAUCGUCAUGAUGAAAGAGGACUACUUUUCUAAAAAGCUGGCUGAGAGGAAGCAGAAUCGGGUGGAAGCAAAAGCUAAAGCAAAAAGUGAAAAGGAGGACAAGCAGAAACAAGCAGAAGAAGAAGAGCUGAAAUCCUUGAAUGAUCAGAGAGGCUGUCUGCUGAAGUUCUCCGGUGAAUUGGGUCAGACCUCAAGAGAAGAUUUCCAUGCGAUCUUCUCUGAACAUGCGCAGAUCAAAUGGAUUGAUUUCACCAGAGGAGCUAAAGAGGGCACCAUCCUGUUUCACUCAAACGCCCAGGAGGCCCUGCAGAAGGUCCGAGAGGCUCAGGGAGGAGAAGAACCAAAGGUAAAAGAGCAGGUUGUUCAGUGGGAGGUACUGGAGGGAGACGUAGAAAUGGAGACACUGAAGAAAAUCAUCGAGGAUCAGCAGGAGUCCAUAAACAGACGCAAAGGAGGCAGAGGAGGUCACAGGGGUCGUGGAAGAGGCAGGGGAGGACGCAGAGAUCGAGGAGGAAGAGAACAGACCCAGUUCAGAGGAAAGAAGACCAAGUUUGAUAGCGAUGACGAGGGAGAUGAAGCAGAACAAAGCAGUCCAAAGAAGAGACCUCUUGAGUCGAAUGGGAAAGAUAACGAAGAGCCGGCUUCCAAACAAGCAAAAAGCGAGAACGGUUCUUAAGGGGAGAAAACUGUGGCCUUAUUUUUGCACAGCUGAUGUUCCUUAAAAUCUAAAAAAACCUGGAAAACGCAUUCUCAGACUACUUACUGUGUCAAAAGCUGCACGAAAGCUUUACGUCACACUUUUUCCCUAAAUUCGUCAUGAUAAAGGCCUUUUUUUUUUUUUUUUUUUUUUUUUUUUU
Molecule: messenger RNA, 1526 nt
Organism: Labeo rohita (rohu)
Lineage: Eukaryota; Metazoa; Chordata; Actinopteri; Cypriniformes; Cyprinidae
Gene: ssb
Product: small RNA binding exonuclease protection factor La
Exons: 12
Coding region: 137-1345 (402 amino acids)
Biological process (GO): RNA processing; positive regulation of translation
Cellular component (GO): nucleus; cytoplasmic stress granule; ribonucleoprotein complex
Molecular function (GO): RNA binding
Source: RefSeq, a predicted model, not a curated record